Emys orbicularis (European pond turtle) is the source of this 693-nucleotide messenger RNA. It is a transcript of the gene LRMDA, whose product is annotated as leucine rich melanocyte differentiation associated. The coding region runs from base 1 to 693 and encodes 230 amino acids. NCBI's taxonomy places the organism in Eukaryota, Metazoa, Chordata, Testudines, Emydidae. The transcript has 7 exons. Gene Ontology annotation, biological process: melanocyte differentiation. Gene Ontology annotation, molecular function: protein binding. The record is from RefSeq and is a predicted model, not a curated record.
AUGGCAGGGGUCGUGGGAAAUGGAGCUCAAGUGUCCUACAUUAGUCAAGAUUGCAAAGAAAUUCCAGAAUUUCUAGGAAGAAAAUAUGGAGGUAUUGCAAAAAGGCUAGACCUCAGUUUCAACUUGUUAAGGUCACUAGAAGGACUAAAAACAUUCAGUUGCCUGGAAGAGUUGAUCUUGGACAACAAUCUCCUCGGAAAUGACCUUCGGUUACCCAGGUUACCUCACCUCCAUACCUUAACGCUCAACAAGAACCAAAUAACAGAUUUAGAAAGCCUGCUGGAUCACUUGGCUGAUGUGGUUCCCUCCUUGGAAUACCUCAGUUUACUAGGAAACAUGGCUUGCCCAAAUGAACUGGUCAGCAAGGACAAGGAUGAGGAUGACUACCAGAGGUACAGGUAUUUUGUUCUGCACAAAUUGACCAACCUGAAAUUUCUUGAUACUCGGAAAGUAACCAAAUGGGAGCGUGAGGAAGCCUUGUUACGAGGUGCCUUCAUGAAAGUGGUAAAGCCCAUGGAUGCUAAGGCCUCCUCCAGUGACGCUGCCUCAGUCUCCCCCGAGACACACUAUACGCCGCUGCCUUCAGGAUCCAGGGAUCUCACCAAUCACAGAGGUGUUCUGGGAAAAUGUCGCUACAUUUAUUAUGGGAAACAUUCGGAAGGCAACAGAUUCAUUCGAGAUGACCAGCUAUAA